UCAGAGAAAAAAAAGUGUCCGACUCCGCGACAUAAAACCAGACGGACAUAAAAACACCACUUUUUGAUUGAUUUCUUCCGGUGUUCAGCGCUUCCAAUCUGGUCUGGUGUAUCUGUGAUAACUUCCCGUUGGUGGACACUCGUCGUGUUUGGGCCGUUUGUGAUUCUUUGUCAUAAAGAGGAACUUAUGAUGAGAAAAGUGUGAUUGUAUUUUGUAUAGUUUGCCGACCCGCUCGCGCCCCUUCUGCUCCGACGACCUCCCCCGUAUGUUUUACCACCAUCGGGAGCAUCAGAGCGUGCCUGUCUGAGUUUCGACGGCUUGUGUUACGGCCAGCAGUGCCCACAAUUUACGCUGAAAGUGAUAUAAAGUGGUAGCCGGAUCAAUUAUUAUACAUUUAGGUUUAAGAGACAUGCUGUAUGAGUCAGCACAAUGCCUUACGAAGGCACCCUCUAUGAGUUUCUGAGUGAGGUGGGUUUACAACAGUACCACCACGACUUCGUCAAUAAACUUGGGGUGACCGCCAUCGACCACUUGGCCUACGUCCAAACGGACGAUGUUCUACACGUUGGAAUGACUGCCCCGGAGUGGCGUCGAUUAAAAGCAUCAAUGAAGAAAGUCAAGAAGGGGAAAUUCAAACCGGGGAAGGGUGUCAAGGCGUCCAAGACUAAGCCAACGAUCGUGAGGGUACCGUCCCAGCCGGGUACGCCUUCAGGUGGUCACAUUAUUCCAGCAUCAGCAAUAAAUAUCCUGGACAGAGAGCUAGGCAGAGGAGAGUUCGGCAAGGUUAUGCAAGGAGUAUGGACGGACAAAGACGGCCAAAAGAUUCAAGUAGCAGUCAAGUAUCUGAGUCCAGAGAGACUGUCUGCGGACAAAGCUCAAGACUUCGUCAAGGAAGCCGCCAUUAUGUAUUCCCUUAAUCACGAUCACCUGGUCAAGUUGUUUGGAGUCGUCCUCGAUGUUGAGGCGUCGUUAAUGCUUGUGACGGAGUUUGCAGCGUUACGCUCCCUACUGGAGAACAUUAAGCAGCCAAGUCUUCGCCCCUCCUUCCCCAUCACACUCCUCCUGGAGUUUGCCGGGCAGAUCGCCGAUGCCAUGAAAUACUUACAUCUAUCUAAUAUCAUCCAUCGAGACCUCGCAACGAGAAACAUUCUGCUCUUUGUUGACGAUGAUGGUACCAAGAAAGUGAAAAUCAGCGACUUUGGUUUGUCGAGACGAUUAAUCCUCGGGGAGAAUUAUCGUUCUGAAAUGAAGCCGAACUUAAAACUACCGUUAGCUUGGAUGCCAGUCGAGGCACUGACCAAGCUGACGUUCACUAAAGCCAGUGAUGUUUGGAGUUUUGGUGUCACCAUGUGGGAGAUGUUUACAUACGGCCAGCAGCCUUGGUCAACGCACUCUGGGGAAGAGAUUCUAAAAGCAAUAGACAAGCCAGCCUUGCAGCGUCUUGAAAGACCCGAGGCAUGCCCCGUCAAGAUCUACGACAUCAUCUUGAAGUGUUGGAAACAUGAGCCAGAGAAGAGACCCAGCUUUGCCGAGAUCGGAGAGGAACUACCCAAGGCCAAGCCUCUUCAGGUCCGAGCUCUCUCUCAGUACAAAGCAGCCAAAGAUGGAGAAUUAACAUACAGGGCGGAUGACAUUAUCACUGUGUUGGAAUCCAACGAACAAACUGGAGUCUGGACUGGCAUUCUCCCUCUUGGUAAGGUAGGAACAUUUCUAAGGUGUAACACUACACUCAUGGGCAGCAGCAGUGGAGGAGGGAGUAGGUUACGACGAUGGAAGAGCGGCUUCAGAUCAGACAAGCGAGACCAAAGAAAAAGCUGGCAUGGUCGUCUGACUGCAGAUGCAAUAGGUACACCAAUGGGAGCUCGACACAUUUUUCACGUUGGUCCAGAUGGUAGUGUUCAAGGAGAUGCAACGUUUGGUGGAGACUAUCGGACUUUACCCCCAGAUGGCAGAAUCAGACAACCCUGGAGUAGUUCCUCUUCAGUCUCCUCCGCAUCGUCGGCGUCCAACACCCGCUCCCCGCCCCGUUCCCCUUACCGGCCCAACCCUUCAUCAUCUUCUACCCUCCCCCCAGGGGUGACACCCAGCCAGUCUGUGUCAUCCCUUCCCCCUCAUACCACUAAGGUCAGAAACAACAGCGAAAUGACAAGCAGCACCCCGGAGCUCGCCAGCUCGGCUGCCCGUUACCAUGACGACCAUAACGGGGACCAAUCCGACGACGAGGAGGAUCUGCCGAGACUGAGGAACGUAUCUGCGCCCGUGUCGGUCGCGCAGACAUCGAGGAUUAUCGAAGAGCCGUCCAUUUCUCCGCAGAUGGAGACCGUGGUGGAAGCCACUAUGUCCGCUAGUACAGAUAGGUCCCCAUCGCCUGACACCAUUUCUCUCUCAUUGAAUCUGGAGAUGGGAUCCCUUCUAGAUGAGUUCAUGAACGAGUGGGACGACCGGCGACACACGGUCGAGGUUUUAGACAGCGGGAAAUUGACGUCGAGUAGACCGAAGGAGGAUAGGAACAAGAACUGGGAACUGGGCGCCACCAACGGAGACUCCCCUACAUCAGGUAAUACACCCCGUCCUGGGUCUCUCCAUUUAUCCAGCUCCUCUGGAUCCGAGGGAAUGAGGUUAGCUCGAGGGGGUACGGGAGUACUGCGGACAUCCUCGAAAAAGAAAGGGACGGUCGGUACGUCCGGUGCCGAUGGUACUGCCGAGGAGAACUCGCCCUACCUAACCCCAUUGCAUAAUAUGAUUAUAAAGGAUUCACCUUCCAAUCCAGCUAAGACGUAUAGAAGGGUACCGUCUUUCAGUGGUACACCGCCGACUGCUGGAGGUGCUAUGGGCGGGAGAGAGUCCCCGGACGAUAGCUGUAGGAGCAGCGAGGUACCAGACGUGAGAUUGAGGGUCAAUUUAGACAGAGCCAGCAGUCUGAGGGAUAAGAAGGAUGAGGUGGCCUUCAUGAGGUUGUCGACGUCGCCGUCUCAGAAGGCUGAGAAUGAUUAUAUAGAUACCAGCGAUCUGGUGAGAUCCAACCCACAAUCUCCGGCCAUCGAGGCUUCAGUCACUCGUCAACCCUUCACGACCUCGAUGUCGACCUCCUCCUCAUCCUCGUCAGAAAGAACCUCAAGUCCCUUGUCGAUCAGUACACAUCAGAAGCCUGCAGCUGGAGACUUCUCAAACCCCAACGAGUACGAAGAACUCUCAGAGGCCACUUCCAAUCCUCCUGAGGAUGUUGUUUCCGAGAUGCUUCCCAAACCCCACGUCCGUAGUUUCGAUCCUCUCAAGGAAGUAGGUAGAAGUAAGAGUAUGCGUGUCCCAGUCUCUCGCCCCGCGAUGGAAGAUGCCUACGCAAAGAGGAAGGGACAGUUUGGUCGCAGCCGAAGCCUGAAAGAGACCGCUGCAACGGCACGCGCUGAAGAAGUCUAUGCAAAAUUAAUAGGUGGGCGGAUCAGUGGAUCAUCUUCCCCCUUACCAAGAGCCAGUCCACCUGUCGCUUCAUUGGCCCUGGGUAAAGGCUCGCCAGGGAAAUCUAAGAACCCAUUUGUAGAAAUGAGCGAGAGCCCAACAGAGAGUCCCUCUGGUCGACAGGUUGGGGUCUUGGAAAGGAUGAGUUCUCACGAGAGUUCAGAUGGCGGAUGGCAAAACAGUGCCUCAGAUCACGAUUCUAGAGAAUUGCAGUUCGGACCUGGAGACCCACUCGAUGAUAGCGUUGCUGCUGGCGACAACAAACAAGACGCUAAUGUUGGGGUGCGAGCCUUGCGUAGUAUAUUCGACGCUCCUUCCGCACCACUGCAGAUCGCUGAGGCAACUCAGCAGAAGCCUCCACCACCAAAGGUACCCCCUCGUAGCCGCCGCUCUCUAAAAUCCAGCGAACCCAAAGUGGUGAAACCCAAAACUAACAUAGAGUUACCGUCACCCAGUGGGAUAACCCAUUCGCCCAGAGGGUUGAACAAUAACUACUCCCUCGAUGGGGACAAUGAGUUUGGAAGUGAGAAAGAUCAGUCUGUCGUCGUCGACAUAAAGCUGAGUCCCAAAACAAUUCAGAGCCUGGAGAGGGUCAUGCCGAGGCGGGUUCGUCGACCGAUCGGAGAAGGUCGGAUCAAGAGGCGGGGAUCAAGUGACGUCAGCGACUCCGAUAACGAUUCAAACGUCAAACACCUUUCAGCUGAUUUCACAUCACGAAGUUACGACGGAGACAGUUCCUCCGACGAAGCCCCUGGCAAGUUUGUUACUGGAGAGAUCGGCGUCGGGUAUCCCUCCCGCCCUCUGCCGGAUUUACCAGAAGACCAGACUAACCGACAAACUACCAGGAACCCCCUUCCCCUACCACCAAGAGCCUCCUCAAACUCUCCUCGCACCCAGCGUACAGGCUUGGCAGAAUCCCCUGGCUCCACUUCUGACGGCGUCGUGACAAUCCCGACUAAUGAAGUUGAACGAGUGGACAUUGCCGAGUUUUUCGUACCCCGACAGACGCCCCCACGGACACCGACGCGUACUACAUUCGCAAACAGCGACAGUGACAACGAGGAGAGAUACGCACUGCCGCCAACCCUCAACGGUUCCUUAAAACAAAGUCGAAAGCCUCCCAUGAUCCGUAGCCACACCGUAGAUGCCCCGAUCGUCCCCAAGAGACAUUCCGCCAACCCUUUUGCUACGUCCUUCAGACCCCCUCUACUUACAAGUCAUUCUCUUGAUCUAGGGACUAGCCGCGAUUCAGCAAUGGCUAAUCAUGUCGUAGCUUCCCCUGAAGAUAUCCGUCAGCUAAUCCGGCGAGAGUCCGCUUUGGAAAUGCAAAUGUCCGAGAGCAGUACCGAUGAUGAGAGUGAUGACAAUAAUGAUUAUAUCGAAUGCAGAAUUGUUAAAGAAGAUCUGAGUGAUAUGCCCAGAAGACCUCCACCCCCAGUCCCCGUACGUUCACCAGAAGGUGCCCCAGUAAGAAUCUCAAAGGCAUCCAUCAGCCUGGAUGUUAAGAUUCCCGCCUACCAAUCUGAAACCUUGCCCUUCCCUGCUGAGCCCGUCCGAGCUUCAAAACCAGCAGAACUAAUUCGAGAAACAGAGUACGAGAUCAUGCAGCCUCAAAGAGACUCUGUGUUCUUCAGUGAAACCAAGCAAGUUAAUUUGUUCGCCACACCGCCAAAGGAUAUACCUCUUGAAGAACGGGAGAUCCCACCGCUGCCACCACUUCCAGGUACAGACCUAGGUGUCCUAAGUCGUAGCCGCAGUGCUCAUUCAUUCAGUAAUUCCAAUGGGGCCUCUGAUUAUGUGAGAGAGCGUCGAGGUACCAUCGCCUCAACCAGACCCUCGGAGGCCCUGAAGGAAUCCGAUGAGUGCCAUGGCAGCCACCCAGGAACAAAGAGUUUGGAUCGACUGGAGAGGAAGUCCAGAAGCUUUGACGACCUUCAAGAUGAUGAUGUUUCUGGCCUUAAAGUGGCAGAGAGCUUGAAUGAUGUGCUAGCCCGUACAUACAGAUCUCCUCCAGCUCCAAAUCCCACUUACAUCUCCCCCCGCCCGCAGACUGGUACGUACCCUCGGACCCAGAGGACACCCCACCUCACCGGUCACCCCCAGAUUCCUCGAGAACCUCCACCGAGCAUCGGCAACCACACCGUCCCGCCACCGCUUCCCCACAGACCCUCGGAGGACUACAUCGACAUGAGUAACCAGAAGAAAAAAGUGUCCGGGGUGGAGAAUGGUCCAGCUGUGGGGAGUCAGAGAGCUCUUGAUGUCCAGCUGGUGAGGCGGGAGAUACCUGAAGAGAUAUCUGUUGACGAGUGCUCCAAAGUCUUGCGAGAGAACCUCUGGAACGUUCCUCUGACUAUCAAGAUCUUAAAGACGCGCUAUCUGAAGAGAACCUUGCUCCUGGAUGACCAGACUUGUCGACAGGCUCUCGGGGAAUCCGACUGGGACCUGAACUUGGCCAUGGCAAUCAUCGGCGCUAGCUCCGAGAGCAGUAUCAGCUUGUAAAAUAAAUGAAUGGAUCUUCUUUACAAGUGUUGCUUACUCUCUAUGAAUCAAGAUAAGGUGCAACCUUGACCUUUGAUUAAACUUUCGUAUUAAUCCCCAGUUCAUGCGUCCUACGAAUGCGAAACGAACUUUGACGUCAACAAUUUGCAAGGAAUAAUUCGCAAUAGUUGAGCUGUGUUCUACUCCUGCGAAACAUUCACAGCUAAAAACAUCCUUUUGACGUCAAACUUCGCUUCGCAUUCGCACUCGCAUUUGUAGGAAGUAUGAACGAGGCUUUACUGGUGAAACUGCGGUACCUGUGCACUUUCUCUGAAUUGAGAUAAGAUAAAGCUUUACCUUAGCUUUUGUAAUGUAAAAACUGCUGCCCCUUGUCUGUACACUAUCUUUGAAUCAAGAUAAUGUACAGCUUUGACAUUGACUUUGAUAAUCAUCAUGAAAUUGCUGCCCCUGGUACUGUAUGUGUACUGUCUUUGAAUCAAGAUAUGGUACAAUCUGCACAUAAUGCUUUGAUAAUCAUAAAACUUCUGCACCUGGUAUGUAUACCUUUUACUUGAAUCAAGAUAAUGUACAGCUUUGAACACUGACUUUGAUAAUCAUUAUAAAAUGGCUGCCCCUGGUAUGUGUACUGUCUUUGAAUCAAGAUAUGGUAAAAUCUGAACAUAGGCUUUGAUAAUCAUUAUAAAACAGACCUUCCCAUGAAAUAUGUAAAUUGCACCGUGCGCACUAACGUUUUGGUUGGCAAAAUGAGGGAACAUCGCGCUGUU
This is a messenger RNA of Asterias rubens (European starfish), 6719 nucleotides long. RefSeq names its product activated Cdc42 kinase-like. Gene Ontology annotation, cellular component: signaling receptor complex. The record is from RefSeq and is a predicted model, not a curated record. Gene Ontology annotation, biological process: multicellular organism development; cell surface receptor protein tyrosine kinase signaling pathway; protein phosphorylation. Gene Ontology annotation, molecular function: transmembrane receptor protein tyrosine kinase activity; protein binding; ATP binding. The transcript is spliced from 18 exons. NCBI's taxonomy places the organism in Eukaryota, Metazoa, Echinodermata, Asteroidea, Forcipulatida, Asteriidae. Bases 430 to 5955 code for a protein of 1841 amino acids.